Prinia subflava (tawny-flanked prinia) is the source of this 440-nucleotide messenger RNA. It is a transcript of the gene PTMS, whose product is annotated as parathymosin. Gene Ontology annotation, biological process: negative regulation of apoptotic process; positive regulation of transcription by RNA polymerase II. The record is from RefSeq and is a predicted model, not a curated record. The transcript has 5 exons. Gene Ontology annotation, molecular function: histone binding. Gene Ontology annotation, cellular component: nucleus. The coding region runs from base 86 to 400 and encodes 104 amino acids. NCBI's taxonomy places the organism in Eukaryota, Metazoa, Chordata, Aves, Passeriformes, Cisticolidae.
CCCGCCGCUGACCCCUCCUCGCUCUCUUCCUCCCUUCCUCGCACGGUUCCCACCGGCCUCUUCCCUUCGCAACCGGGGGGCCAGGAUGUCGGAAAAACGCGCCGAGGAGGCACCGGCGGAGCUGAGCGCUAAGGAAAGGAAAGAGAAGAAGGAAAAGCUCGACGAGAAGGCAGUCCACAAAGAAAAGAAGAAGGAGAUAGUAGAGGAUGAGGAGAACGGAGCUGACGAGGAUGAUGAAGAGAAUCCCGAUGAUGUGGAUGAUGAAGAAGGUGGUGAUGAGGAUGAAGAAGCAGAUGAGAAUGGGCAAGAGCAGGAUGGCCACGCAGAGAAACGAUCUGCAGAGGAGGAGGAUGAAGUGGAUCCAAAGAGACAGAAGACAGAAAACGGCUCUUCAGCUUGAGUCCUCCCCUCCCAUCUCCCCUAUUCCGUCCAUCUCUCCU